Molecule: messenger RNA, 1568 nt
Organism: Cryptomeria japonica (Japanese cedar)
Lineage: Eukaryota; Viridiplantae; Streptophyta; Pinopsida; Cupressales; Cupressaceae
Product: abscisic acid receptor PYL2
Exons: 1
Coding region: 468-1127 (219 amino acids)
Biological process (GO): abscisic acid-activated signaling pathway
Cellular component (GO): nucleus; cytoplasm
Molecular function (GO): abscisic acid binding; signaling receptor activity; protein phosphatase inhibitor activity
Source: RefSeq, a predicted model, not a curated record
UUGACCCGUUUUCAUCUCGCCGAACGCAACAACGCUUCGCACGCCUGCCUUUUCAUCUUCUUUUAUCAUUAUUCAUACUACAACUUGUUAAUAGAGUAGAGUAGAGUAGGUGCCCGGAAGAAGGGAGGACGGCAACUGGGCUAUGUUGUUGUUUCAUUGGAAAACAUAAACAAAAACACUUCUCUCUCCUCUCCUAUUCUCUCCUCUGCUUUCUCCUUCCUCCACCGCCUUCAACCAGCUGGGGCGUGUGGUGUGGGGUUGAUUGAAUGCGACAAGUACUAAAACAACCAUCUUUCUUCCCUCAAUCGCUUCCCAGCACUUAGGAUCUCUUCAAUGGCGGCGGCCUAGCGUGACGGGAGGGAGGCCUAGCGUGACAGGAGGAGCGACGGGAGGCCUAGCGUGAGAGGAGUCGUAGCGUGACGGGAGGAAGAGAAAGAAAAGAGGGAUCGGGAGAAUUUGCGGGGCGGAUGAGGGAGGAGGAGAAGGAGAAGAUGGUUUCGCGGGUGCGGAGUUCGAUUCCCGGGGGGUUGAAUCCACGGGAUGAGGAGGUGGUGAGGGAUGUGAUUUCGCGGUACCACACGCACGAUGUGCCGGCGGAGCACUGCUCAUCGAUGGUGGCGCAGCGGGUGAACGCAAGGGUGGAGUUGGUGUGGUCGGUGGUGAGUCGCUUCGACAAGCCACAGACGUACAAGCACUUUGUACGCAGCUGCAACACGGUCCAGGGCGAUGGCGGCGUGGGUAGUGUGAGGGAGGUGAGCCUCGUUUCGGGGCUCCCCGCUACCACUAGUACCGAGCGCCUGGAGCUUCUUGACCCGGCGCACCACGCUAUAAGUUUCCGCAUCCUUGGGGGUGAGCACAGGCUACGGGAUUACCAUUCGGUGACCACGCUGAACCAGUUUGUGGACGCUGUGAGUAGCAACGCAUGGACACUGGUGCUUGAGUCUUAUGUGGUUGGGAUACCUGAUGGGAAUACGAAGGAGGACACCUGUAUGUUUGCGGACACCGUUGUGCGGUGUAAUUUGCAGUCGCUUGCACAGGUGUCGGAGCACCUGCAGCAGAAUCAAGAGCGGCAGGGUGUUCUGCCGGCCCUAAUUGCUCAUUCACACCCGAAUUCAUCAUCUGGGUAAAGAUUUUACUAGUGCUUGUGGGGGUGGGGGUGGGCUAUUUGAGGAACCUGCAUAUAGUUUCUGAUGUUUUGUACAUAUAGGUUUCUCUCUGAAUGGAUGAUGAUGCUUAUUAGCCUUUGGGGAUCUGCGACUGUAAUAUUUAUCUUUGCCUUUCUUUUUGGUUUUCUGUGCGAGCCCUAUAUUUAUCCUCGAGUUCAAAUAAUGCCUUACUCGCGACUGUAAGUGGAUGAUUCUGUUCUACAAUUUUAUAGAUUUGGAACGCGGGAAUGUUCCUUAUAUUGCAAUAAGGCGCAAGGUCUGUGAUCUCUUAAAUGCAGUGGGCAUUGGGUAUACUAUGUUUUUUGGUUUUUCUUCUGGGUUUAUCAUGAAACGAAUGUCUGUCAUUUUUAUUUUGGCAAUCUGAAGCUUACUGCAGAUCUAGGACCGCCAUUGUUAAAUCAA